AUGACCUCACCAGGAGGAGCCGGGGGGGCGUGGCCGGCCCUCUGCCGUCGGGAGCGAGGGAGCAAGCCAGGGUCCCGCACGCAGCCUCCCGCAGGUGCCUUGCAAGGAACUCCAAGUAACGUAGGCGUGUCUUUGCAGAUGUCGGAGGGCAGGGGGAUGUUUGGCCUCGCGACGCCCUCUCUACCCAGCCAGCAGCAGCAGCAGCCUCCGCCCACGACCUCCUCGACCGCCGCCGCCCACCUCGCCUUCCCCGCCCACAACUGCGUGCUGUGCAGCUUCUCCACCCCGAGCAAGUCGGACCUCAGCCGCCACAUGAAGCAACACACGGAGUACUCCCUGUUCGCGUGCCCCCACUGCGACUACCGGACGCGGCGGAGCAACGACCUCAAGAAGCACCUCAGGACCCAUACGGGAGAGAAGCCCUACUGCUGCUCCUUCUGCGGCUACCGAACCAACACCACCAGCAACCUGAAGGCGCACGUCCGCACACGCCACGUGCCCUGA
Molecule: messenger RNA, 504 nt
Organism: Penaeus vannamei (Pacific white shrimp)
Lineage: Eukaryota; Metazoa; Arthropoda; Malacostraca; Decapoda; Penaeidae
Source: RefSeq, a predicted model, not a curated record